This is a messenger RNA of Ordospora pajunii, 618 nucleotides long. RefSeq names its product putative chromatin organization modifier protein. Gene Ontology annotation, cellular component: nucleus. The transcript has a single exon. The record is from RefSeq and is a predicted model, not a curated record. NCBI's taxonomy places the organism in Eukaryota, Fungi, Microsporidia, Ordosporidae. The coding region runs from base 1 to 618 and encodes 205 amino acids.
AUGAGCGGCGAUGAUGUCUACGUAGUUGAGAAAGUUGUUGCGAGUAGAAAAGUAAAGGGAGUGAAGCAAUAUCUGUUGAAGUGGAUGGGAUAUCCUGAUGCGGACAAUACAUGGGAAGACGAAGAGAACAUCUUCUGCAAGGAUAUGAUACAAGAGUAUGAAAGCAAGAAAGCUACAGCAAAUGCAAAUGCAAAGCAAAGCAAGAAGGGCAAUGUGCAUUCAUCAGAAGCGAGCACUACACAAAAGGCCCAAAAGCGUGCAACUGAGCAAGUAUCUUGUAAGACGAGUAAAAGAAGCAAACCUCAAAAAGGUAAGAAUGGUUCACAGAACAGCAGCGAAAAGACUCAGGAAGAAAGCAAAAGAAAACCUCGUGCUAAAUUUCAAGGCACACCUGAUGCACAAGUGAUAAGUAACAGCCAGAACUCGGCUGUGGAGAAAGUCAUUUCUGUCGAGAGAAGCGAUUCAAAGAAUGGCUUGACUGUUUACUUGUUGUUCAAGAACGGGGAGAAUGGUAGAUUUCCAGCCGAAGUUGUCCACAAAAGAUAUCCUAUUCCUCUUCUUGAAUACUACGAAAGCAAUCUUGUGUUCUGUGAAGAUGGAGCAGAUGCUAGCAAUUAA